AUGAAUGUCUCGGAGCAAUUCCGAGCGCAUCGAUCAGAAAGGACCACGGUCUAUGCUGUGGUGUGCUGGGCGGCGGUUUUCUGCGUGUACGCGCUGUGCGUGAAAGCAGCCAUUGCCAAGCUCUCUCCUCCCAUGAGCGAGGCAGCAAAGAGCAAAGGCACUUUGCGGGAUCAGCUCUCGAAGGACAUCGCUUCGUGCAUCGUUGCCAUCACGACGCACACUUUCCUGGGCCCGAUGGCUUUGUACCUUUCCAUCAGCUACAAUGCAGCAGGAUAUCCGGCCUCACUCUCGCCCUUCUUGCUCGAGCAGCCGCGGCCCUUCGACGUGACACGGGAGCUUUGGUGCUGCCGAGUUGGCGAGAUGUUCACCGGAAACAUUUUGUACCAGCUGAUUUUCUGGCUCCUGCGCUGGGAAACCGGUAUUGAGAUGCUGCUGCACCACAUAGGCUUUUUCGUGGCCGGGUACUUGAUUCUGGACUUAACUUGCUUCGGGAAGCUGGCCAGCGGAGCAAUGUCGAUGGAGGUCUCGAGCGUUUUUCUCAGUGUGCACCUGAUGACGCGCCAGAUCGACGGGAAAAGAUGUGCCCUGGUCUCUGACUUGGCGGCCGCGGUUUUCGCGCUGACCUUUCUGGGGAUCCGCAUCUUCUGGUACGGCUACGUGGUGGCAGAGUUCAACUACACCUGGUUCCUCGAGGCCGAGAAGUUUCCACCCAACAUCUCAAUGGUCAAGGCCUCCGCGGCCCACCUGAUUUUCACUUUGGGCUGGGUCCUGCAGCUCUAUUGGUCCAAGCUCGUUGUGAGCAAAGUUUGGCGGGCAGCGCGGGCCAUGAUGGGCAAAGAGCGCUUGAUGGUGGGCCGUCCCCGAAAGGGGGCCUUCCGAGCUCUCGUCUUUCUGGCACUUGCGGUGCUCAGUGCAGCAGAUGAGGUGGCCGAGAAUGCCACUCAGCCAGACAGGCCGUCUGACAUAACGGAGCCUCAGCAGGGCCAACCAGAGUCCAGGGGCCUCGACGGGCAAGUCGGAUCUGCAGCGGAGAGCGAGACCUGUGGUGAGAACGGUGUCGCCAGGAGUCAAAUCUCUGCGAUUCGACACACAGCAGCUGUGAUUGCUGGAUUUGCAGAUGGUGCAAUGGCCCAACUCCCAGGCGCAUCGGCAGUGGUGCCGGCCAUCCAGGCGGCUAUGAUCUUUGCCAUCGCGCUCCAAUAUGGAUGCUACCUGGACUUGGGCACGGCCUUGGCAGUGUCCACUUUCCUUGGCAGCGAGUAUGUGAAGAUGUCUUUGGUGAGCCAUGCCAUCGGAUGGAUCCCCGUCGCGGGGAAUCUAAUAAAGACAGCUCUUUCAGUUGUGAUGACCGAGGGCAUCGGUACGGCAGCCGAGAAGAUGCUCAGCUGCCCUGCUAUGCGUGAGGAUCUGCUCGACAAGGCAGCCCGCGAGGAGCCUUCUGAGACACUUGCAGAGGAGGGUCAAGCCUCGCAAGUCAGAGAGUACUUCCACGUGAUUUCGGAGUUCCUGUCUUCGAGCGAAGUCACCCCCUGGAGCAGUACCACUGCGGCUGCUCGGGAGGUGUGGCAUCGAGUGGAGUCGAUCUUCCGCAAGGAAGACCAGGUGAAAUUGCUGGCGAAGGUGCACGAGGCGCGGAAUCCAGAGGACCUCGUGGCCUUGGCCCACAAGUAUAGCUGGAACCUCCAGGUGCUGGAGGCCUCGCUGCUGGCUUUGCGAGAUCGCUUUCCACAUGAACUCGCCUGCACUGAUGUGGAUUCCUUGGCUCGACGGUUCUGGUCCUCGCAGGCAGACGGCGAGGUCAAAGCCGUCUCAGCCCCGCACCUGCUGCACUGCUGGUCCCGACUGCCGCUGCCCCGGCGCCGUGCCGCAGCGCUCUUGGCCGCCGAGCUGGUGGCCGAAGCCACGCGCAUGGGAGGCCACGCAGCCGUGCUGCCAAGGGCUUUGGAGGUUCUGAAGGAGGGAACGCGGCCUCAAGGAGGCACAGAGCUCUUGGAGGACUUCGGCUUGCCGACGUUUUUGGAGGCUUUGCUGAAGGCUCUGGUGCGCGGCGAGGCCAGCGCCUGCGUGGUGCUUCGGCGGCUUCUUGGUGGCUUGCCAGCCCAGAAGUCCUCUCAGUGGCUGGCUCUGCGGCAUCUGCAGCAGUUGGACUUGAUGGACAACGUUGCUGGCGCAGAAUCCUGCCUGCCAUCGCUCCAUGCCGACAUCAAGAAGCUCUUGACGGCCGAUGCCCUUCCAGAAGGCACGGAGACUCCUCAGAGCAUUGCGCUGGCUGCCACGGGCAAGGUAGACCCUUUUGCCGCACUGGUGGGGCAGCAGUGCGCUGUCAGGAGGCUGAUGCAGUCUCCUGGGUAUGUGCGGCUGCGCAAGAAAGGCAUUCAGCGUCCGGGUGUUCCCUUGGUGCUGCUCAUGACGGGACCUUCAGGAACAGGAAAGACGAUGGCGGCCCGAACGAUGGCUGAAGUCAUCCAUGGCCGGCCGAUCCAGGAGCUGGAGGCAUCGGGUCGCUUCAGGCUCUUCCCAAUGAAUCAGUUCCGAAUGCUCGAAGAUCAGAAAACGUUCUUUGGGCCGCCCCGUGGCAUCCAGGGCUCUGGCGACCUCCCGGACCUUGUCAGACAGCACCCGGAUGCAGUGAUAGUACUUGAUGAGAUCGAGAAGGCCCAUUCGGACUUCGCAAGGGCGUUGCUGACUGUCUUCGGCGAAUAUGGAACCGUCUACGACCCCCGAACUGGACGGGACUAUCCGGCGGCCAAUGCUACCUUCAUCCUCACGAGCAACCUCGCGAAAGAGCUGAUUCUCAAGCACCCGGUCUCGGUUGCGAAGAGCCAGGGCCGUGCCGUGGAAACCUGGCAGAAGCUCCCUUUGGGUGCGGACAGCGACCCAGACUGUGCUGGCUACGCAAAGCUUCGUGAUGCCGUGGAUGCGGAGCUGAGCCAUCCCCCGGCCAUCGACAGAGAGCACGGCUUUUUUCGGGAGAGCGAGAUCCGGGGCCGCCUGACGGACGUGCUGCCCUUCCUUCCCUUCAGCCCUGAGGAGGUGGAAAAAGCCGUCCGCGGCUUCCUGGCCUCCGAGUCCAAGGCCUUCUCACAGCACCCCAGCUUCCAGAACGUGGAGCUGGCCUGGAGUCCCGAGGUGGUUCGCUACUUCGCGAAGCUCUACAUGAAAAAGCCCGACGAGGGGCUCCGCGCCGUGAACAAAGAGCUGCAGGCUCAGGUGCGGGAUUUGCUGGAGCGCUCCAUCGAGGCCGGCCUGGUGGCGCGGGGCGCCAUCGCCGCUCUUCGUUUGGAUGAAGGCAGCAAGGAGGCGCGCCUCGACUUGCGCGCCGUCCUCCGCGUCCGCGAGGCAGAACCAACACGAGCGACAGCGGAAGCAGAAAUCCCGGUGAAAGCGGAGCCCAAAGACGAGGAGACAUCAGACAACUUCUUUUCUACGGUCACCGCCCUUCUGUCUGGUGACUGGAUCAACGAAUCCUCAUGGAGCUGGACAAGCGCAGAGAAGCCCGCGAGGAGUGGAACGGAGUGGGAUUGGCAACACGACUGGGAGUGGCAGCCGGACUUGGAGUGGCAUAGUGAGUGGGACUGGCAGCGUGUCUGGGAGCGCCUCUUCUUGAUCCUAUGGGAGUGGCGCUUUCCACUCGUGGUCACAGCAACGCUGCUGAUCGUCGUUGCAUCCGCUGGAAUGGCGGCACCAGUGGCCGCCCCUGCCGCCACGGUUUCUGUAGGCGCAGCCGCAGCCCCCGUGUUUGGUGCCGCUGGUGGCUCGGCGGCGGUGGGCGCGACCGCCGCUGCUGUAAGCUCCUGGAUGUUGGCGCUGAUCCAGGUGACGGGCAGCUCGGCUUCUGUCGCCGUUCCCGGUCUGACGUUCUACUAUGCCUGGAAGAAUCGCCACUAUGUCGAAGCUGCUAUUUUUGGCGCUUUGUCCCUGGCGCUUUGCCCAUAUGCAUGGCGGGUCUACUGUGCAGCCUCGAGCCUCGCCAAGCAGAUGGCACCAAAGCCGCCGAAGCCGCUUUCUUCGAAAGCUCCGCAGAAGAUCCGAGGAGCGAAGACGAAGCUCCCCAGAGGAGACUUCAAGCUGAAGCUGACCGACUCCGACCCUCAGGCACAUCCCAUCGAAUUCGCGUCUCCCCUUGAAGCAGGUGCCGUCGGACAAGGCAGCGCUGCGACCUCCGAGGAGAAGGGCGAGACUGAGCCCACCGGCGCUGACGCUGUCCAGGGAGGAGGAGCGAGGGAAGCUUCGCAAAGCCCUGCAAGGCCCGCGGUGACAGGCGCUAGCGCUGCCAGCUGUCAGAGUCCCGAGCCCCCAGCUGGCUCCGAGUGCACGGAGAAGCAAGAGGAAUCGCGAGACACAGGGGAGGAAGAGCAGCAAGAUGAGGAGGAAGAAGACGCACAGGACCUGGCUCCUGCUGUGUACAGGUGCAGGAGCUGCGUCUCGAAUUUCCCUUGGGCUGUCGAGGUCGAUCGGCCUGUGGACAGCCUGGAGCUGCAUGGAGGGAGCUUUAAGUGUUUACAUGCAAUGCUGACCUUUCAGCAUACUGUAGCUAGGAGGUCUCUCGUUUGGAGGCGCUAUAGUCCCUUCUAUAUGAUCUUACUGAAGUGUUGCUUACUGAAAUCCUGCAGCUCACUCCUGGCGACUUGA
Messenger RNA from Symbiodinium necroappetens, 4632 nucleotides. The record is from the annotation of a GenBank genome assembly. Lineage: Eukaryota; Dinophyceae; Suessiales; Symbiodiniaceae.